This is a messenger RNA of Puccinia triticina, 1038 nucleotides long. RefSeq lists its product as uncharacterized. The transcript is spliced from 3 exons. Bases 1 to 1038 code for a protein of 345 amino acids. NCBI's taxonomy places the organism in Eukaryota, Fungi, Basidiomycota, Pucciniomycetes, Pucciniales, Pucciniaceae. The record is from RefSeq and is a predicted model, not a curated record. Gene Ontology annotation, cellular component: endoplasmic reticulum membrane. Gene Ontology annotation, biological process: phosphatidic acid biosynthetic process. Gene Ontology annotation, molecular function: ATP-dependent diacylglycerol kinase activity.
AUGGAGCCAGAACAGGAAGACCUGCUCUCAUCCCCCUCCCCUCGGAAGCGCAAGCUGCUCCGAGACAGCCCCCACGAACAGCCCGGCGACCCGACGCCGGCCACCAAGCGCACCGGGCCACGCCAAGCAACGACCACCACACAGAGACUCUCGAUCGACAAGCGCCGCAAGGUCGACAAGAUCGCACCCAUCAGAGCUGACCUGGGCAAGAGGAACCUCGAACCUGGAUGGACCCGGCUCCGGAAAUGGUGCAUCAGGUGGGAAGUGCCCAGGAAAGUGCUCCACACGAGCAUCGGAUUUAUCACGCUGCACCAAUGGAUCAAAGGCACGACCAGCGCUCCCAAGAUCUCACUGGGACUCAGCAAAGCUCUCGUAGUCAUCGUCUCCGCCGAUCUCUUGCGCUUUCGUUCGGCCAGGUUUGCUAGGUUCUAUGAGUCCGUCCUCGGCUUCCUCAUGAGACCGUCGGAAAAAAACAACUGGAAUGGCGUCAUCUUCUAUCUCAUUGGCGUGAUCACUACCUUGAGCACUUUACCUCUAGACAUCAGUGUCUUGUCGAUCUUGAUCCUAUCAUGGGUAGACACGGCGGCCUCGCUGAUAGGACGGAGGUACGGGACGGAGCAGCGCCGCCUGCCGAGUCCGCCGUUUGCGCGACGGAAGUCACUAGCAGGAUUCCUAGGCGCCUUGACGGUGGGUACGACGACGGCCUACAGCUUCUGGUCGAUGUGGGCUGGGCUGGGCGGGAUGGGGGCGGAUAUAGGAUCCAGCUGGAGCCCCGCAGCCCUCCUACCACCACCGCCAUCAUCCACCCUCCGUCGACAACGCGACUCGUUCGCAUCCAUCUACCCCUUCCUCAACACCCUCCUCCAGCGCAUCCAGCUCCCUAACCCCCACUCGACCCUGCCCAUCGCCCCGCUAAGUCUCGCUUGUGGUCUCGUCGCUGCUCUCGCUGAAUCCUUCGACUUCUUCGGCUGGGACGACAAUCUCGUCUUGCCCGUUCUAUCCGGUUGGGGCAUCUGGGGCUUGAUGAAAAUCACUUGA